Molecule: messenger RNA, 1029 nt
Organism: Brettanomyces nanus
Lineage: Eukaryota; Fungi; Ascomycota; Pichiomycetes; Pichiales; Pichiaceae
Exons: 2
Coding region: 1-1029 (342 amino acids)
Molecular function (GO): oxidoreductase activity
Source: RefSeq, a predicted model, not a curated record
AUGUCUACUGCUGCUACUGCUUCUCUACCCAAAGUUGUGGAUGGGAAAAUUCAAUCCCUUGCCAUCACUUAUACUACGGGCAAAUCUCCUCUCAAAGUGCAAACUAUUGAGUUCCCGGUGGCCUCUGCUGAUAAGCUAGUCAAACCUACCGAUGUCCUUGUUAAAACCAAGGCCUCUACUAUCAACCCUGUUGACUGUAUCUUGAGAUCUCUUGCUCCUUCUUGGUACAAAGGAUCUGUGGUCAAGGUGUUGGGAGGUGAUUUCUCUGGUGUUGUUGUCGACGCCGGUUCCGAGUCUGGUAGUAAGGUCGGCGACAGAGUGUACGAGAAUAUGUCAUUCAACCAGGCUGCAUCUUUACCCGUUGUCGGCGGUACUGGGUACCAGAUUCUCAAGAGUCACGACGUUGACUCUCUCAAGGGCUCUCACGUCUUGAUUCUAGGUGGUGGUACUUCUGUUGGUAACUACAGUAUUCAAUUUGCUAAACACUACUUUGGUGCGAAGACUAUUGUGGCUACCUGUAGUUCCAGAUCGUUCGAAAGAGUCAGAAAAUUCGGAGCUGAUACCUUGGUUGACUACACCAAGGGUAAGACGCAUGAACUCAAUGGGAUUUUGGAGUCUGUAAAAACUAAUGGAAAGUUUGAUAUCGUUGUCGACUGUGUUAGAGAUCCUAUUAUCUAUGGAAGUUUGGAUACAGUGCUCAAAUAUUCUAAGGAAGGUGGUGUUUACGCCCAGGUUUCCGGUUCGAAAAAAAUGAACUACAAGGGGGUAAGUAUUCUUGACCUGAUUCCUCAAUGGUUUUUCUUUUUUGAGACACUCAAGGAGAAGUUAGGUCUCUCCAAUUUCAAAUUUGUCGGCUUUAUGGAGGGUUCAGACCCUAAAUUUACUUCCGCCGUUGAACAGCUUUGGAAGAAAUCCAAACUUAUUGUUGACAUUGACUCUACUCACGAUUGGAAGACAGACUACGAAGCUGCCUUCGAUAAGGUGGCUCUGUGCAAGGCCAAGGGUAAGGUCAUUUUGGAAUUCGAUUGA